Naegleria lovaniensis is the source of this 1206-nucleotide messenger RNA. RefSeq lists its product as uncharacterized. The transcript is spliced from 2 exons. Bases 1 to 1206 code for a protein of 401 amino acids. The record is from RefSeq and is a predicted model, not a curated record. Gene Ontology annotation, molecular function: protein binding. NCBI's taxonomy places the organism in Eukaryota, Heterolobosea, Eutetramitea, Acrasida, Naegleriidae.
AUGAGUCAACCCAACGAUCAACAAAAUAUAACAAGGCAUCCUCUUGAUAUGGAGUUGUACAAUGCUGCCGUUCGCGGAGAUUUGAAAACAAUGAAAGAGGCUUUAGAAGCUGGAGCCAAUCCAUCCUUCAUUUACACACAGACAGGUUCUUGGGGAGAAUACGAUCAAGAUUCAGUCAUUCACAAGGUAUUGAAAUGGAAUGAUAGAAUUCUGAGAAGGCAAGGAGUGGAAUUAUUACUAAUCUCUGGAGCCGAUCCUAAUGCAAUACAUGAUUGCAGACGUUGGAAUGGACCUGGACCUAAAGGACAUACUUUGGAGAUGGUCUUGAAAAAGCACGAUUUGGAACUGACUCGUUUACUUGUCGAGUAUGGAGCUGAUCCCAAUUCCACCAUCGGUGUGUUUCGAGGAAGGCAUCCCGUCUUGUAUUCAUUGGUCCGAGAAAUGCACUACCAUUGGAAGAUUCCACAACAACAACAACACAUCGAUCUCAUUCAGUACUUGUUAGAGAAGGGAGCCUCACCGAAUGCUCGUGCUGUGGAAUACCAUAGUAGAGCUAUGAAAGAAAUAGCCCUCCAUUCAGCUUGUGAACAGUAUUGUUCAUUAGUAGAAUCCACAUUGAGGGAGGAAAUGAGGGAAGAAAACAAGGUCACCAUAAUUCCUGAACACGAUUCCGAUGAAGAGGAUUCAUGGAGUUGUGGAACCAUACUUCGAAAAUGGUGUUCUCUUGCAAUUAAUCCCUCGUCCCAUCAGGAGCAAGUGACUGAAGAACCUGGUACCAGGAGUGAGGAUGUGGAACAGAAUCCCAAGCUAAAUUGGUACGAACAAGUCAUUCGAAUAUUACUGGAAGGAGGAUCCGAUGACAAUACUCCAAUGUUUAAAACCAUGGAUGAAGAAGAAAUACUGGAGAAUCAAGUGGAAGGAUCACGUGAAAUCGCUGAUGAAAAUGAAAUUCCUACACGACCUAUCAAGAUCAUUGGUACAGCCUUACAUGGUGCCAUCAAAAACAAUUGUUCACGACUCGUCAAAUUAUUGUUGGCUCAUGGAGCUGAUACAAGAAUACCAUAUGAGGAAGAUGGAACAUGCUGGACAUGUUUGGAAUUAAUUAAUAACAACAAGACGAAGAAGAAAAACUCUCAACGUUUGAGAAAUUGUUCAGUGUCUACUAAAAAGUAUACUUUUAAAGUGUCGAGACGUUAUAAAAUGUGA